Messenger RNA from Helianthus annuus (common sunflower), 645 nucleotides. RefSeq lists its product as uncharacterized. The record is from RefSeq and is a predicted model, not a curated record. The transcript has 2 exons. The coding region runs from base 1 to 645 and encodes 214 amino acids. NCBI's taxonomy places the organism in Eukaryota, Viridiplantae, Streptophyta, Magnoliopsida, Asterales, Asteraceae.
AUGUCGGUUUUACCGAGGGUUGUUAUAAUCUACAAACGAGAUUCUCGUAUUAUGUAUCUUCUCGUUUAUGUUGAUGAUCUAAUUCUUACGGGUAAUCAUUCACCAACCAUCAAAUCUUUUGUUACUACUCUCGAUAAGGAAUUUGCCAUCAAGGAUCUUGGAAGACUCAACUAUUUUCUGGGUUUGGAGGUUACCUACACUCAAAAUGGAUUAUUCUUAAAUCAGUCAAAAUACACUAUGGAUAUUCUAACACGGGCAAAUAUGUUGGAUGCUAAACCAGCUCCAACACCUUUAAGCUCCAACGUUUCUUUUGUGUCUGCAGGGACUGUUGCUUUUGGAUUACACUAUAGUCGACCCAUCACCACAUCGUUGCUUAGCUACUCUGAUGCUGAUUGGGAUCGUUGCUUAGAGACUCGUCGUUCGACUUACGGUUACUCCAUCUUUUUGGGUGGUAAUUUGAUUUCUUGGAGUGCUAAAAAGCAACUGACUGUUGCCAGAUCCAGUUGUGAAUCCGAAUAUCGUGCUAUGGCUAAUACUGCUGCUGAGAUUGUUUGGAUCACGCAUCUGCUUCAGGAACUACAUGCUCUUCCUUCGGAUAGACCGACUCUUCUCUGCGAUAAUCAGAGUGCGAUUUUUCUCACAUAG